Symbiodinium natans is the source of this 723-nucleotide messenger RNA. The record is from the annotation of a GenBank genome assembly. NCBI's taxonomy places the organism in Eukaryota, Dinophyceae, Suessiales, Symbiodiniaceae.
AUGGUCGGCUUGGGCAUGCCCAGCCUGUCGCUGACCAAGGCACACAACUUCCUUGGCAAUCUCGCAGAGGCAAACCAGCUGGACAAAGACCGCUUUGCCGUCUGGAUAGCCACUGAGGAUGACAAGGAAGACUCGGAGAUCAGCUUCGGUGCUCUGCCACCGAAGCGACUCGGCUCCGAGGUCACCUGGCUGCCGCUUUCCUCGACGACCUCAGGGCUGUGGCAGGUGGCGCUGUCCGACUUCACACUGAACUUGGUCCGCCUGGACCUCUGCAAGAAGGGCUGCCACGCCGCCUUUGACACCGGAUCGGGAAUGAUUUCGGGUCCCAAGCGUUUGGUGGAUGCAAUCAGUCAAGAGCUGAACGUCGCCGCUGAUUGUUCGAACUAUGAGGAGCUGCCGGCCCUGGGCUUCGAGCUGGGCGGCGUCACCUUCAACCUGGACAAGUACGAGUAUGUGAAGCGCACCAGCGAGGGCUGCUUCCCCCAGUUCCAGGCCACGGAAGAUGACGACGCAGGGGACUCCCCCACCAUCUUCUUGGGGGCGCCCUUCCUCACGCGCUACGUGACCGUCUACGACCGCGUCUUCCUGCGGAUGGGCCUUGCCUUUGCCGUGCAUGCCAAUGAGCCCACCGGGGAGAGCACGGAAGGCGCCAUGAAGCGCCUCAUGGGGCGGCCGAGUCUGGGACGAGCUCCGAAGGCUCCGGAGGCGCCAGAGUCGCAGUAG